AUGAGCACGCAGGAGAAGUUGGUUCAGCAAUUGAAACCAACCAUCAUUUAUUCACUAGAUCACGAUCUUCUUCCAACAGCUGAAUUUACUGCAGAAAGACUCAUUGCACAGAAUAAGAAAAACCUGGAAUGCGUGUUUUUAUAUGCACUCGUUCUCUACAAAUGCCACAGAUAUAAGGCGGCCUAUAACUGGACCUCAGACUAUUGUGCAACUGACGUUAAAUGCUCAUAUAUAUUUGCCAAAUCUUGUCUUCAUCUGGAGGAGAAAUCAGAUGGAAUAUCCAGUCUUACAAGAACCCUCCCGAUCUGGUCUGCGAUCAGGCAGGAGGAUGCUUGCCGAUAUGAGCCGGACCAGGUCUCGUGCUAUAUGUUAUUGGGGAAAUUGUACGGGUUAGUUGGGGAUUUGAAGCGAUGUGCUCUCAAUUAUGCUCAAGUCUUGAAAAUCAACCCAUACAUUUUUGAGGCAUUUGAAGAGCUUUGCAAAAUGGGGGCCAAGGUCAGAGUCAACCAUUUGUAUCAUCCUAUCAGCCCAGUUUCCGAUGUUCGCAGCAAUCUGUUUCAGUCGUACAUGCACAAAAAUUCUACAUCUUCGUUAUCAUCGUCAUCAUCACUAUCGAACGAGGACUCAGAUCAAGAUAAGCCUAGGCAUAAGCAGGGAAACGCCGGUGAUGAAGUGCACGGGGAAGAAGGCACGAACUUGUUCAAAACGCCAGUUGCAAAAACUAGAGUGCGAACAUAUGAGGUUGAUCCUUUAAGCGGCAUAGACCAGGAUAAGGGUAUUGCGAAUCAGCAUGAAGCCAAUACCAACACUCCAAAGGGUGCUCGCUCUUUGCACUACAAUGAAGAGAAACCAGCAUCGAAAAGACGCAUUUCUGAUUCGUCGAGCAAGUGGAGAAGCCGGAAAAUUGCAUCAUCAAUCACUUCGAGGCUUCUAAGUCACCCAUUCAAUGCUCGUUCCGGUGCGUUCAGUGAUACUGCCGGGUAUAAGAUGAGGAAUGUGGGUUCGCCUUUUAGGGAAGGUGUGAAAUCGCCGGUUUCCGGAUCAAAAAGGUCACUUCACUCGUUGCAAACGAGACCAAACGAGCGGUUUGUGACCGAUGAUCGUGUAGAUAGCAUAUUGAAAAGUAUGAACAACGACUAUUUAUCGUCCGUUUACUCGAAACUGGCCAAGGGAUUUAGAGCCAUGUGUGCAUACGACUGCUUUAGAGCAAUACGCAUAUUCAACAGUUUGCCUGAGGCAGAGCAGAACACUCCGUGGGUUCUUGCCAAACUUGGACGGUUGCAUUUUGAGAUUGUCAACUAUGAGGAGGCAGAGAAGUUUUAUCUUAAAUUAAGGAAGCUGGACCGUACUCGGGUAUGCGAUAUGGAAUACUAUUCGACCUUGUUGUGGCAUCUUCAGAAAGAAGUUGAUUUGAGUUUCCUAUGUCACGAACUUUAUGAAGUGGAUACGAAGGCCCCGCAAACGUGGAUAUGCAUUGGAAAUCUUUACUCAUUGCAGAAAGAGCCAGAUGAGGCCAUAAAAUGCUUCCAAAGGGCCAUAAGGCUCGAUAAGGGCUUUGUGUACGCAUACACGCUUCAAGGCCACGAAUAUCUUGCAAAUGAUGCGUUUGAGAAUGCCAUGGAUUGCUUUAGGCACGCAAUUUCAUUGGAUAGAAGACACUAUAAUGCCUUUUAUGGUAUCGGAAUGGUGUAUUUAAAGCUUGGCGAUUUCAUGAAGGCCGAAUUCCACUUCCGGAAAGCUGCUGAGAUCAACCCGGUCAACGUGAUUCUUAUCUGCUGCAUUGGCAUGGUACUGGAAAAGAUGGAAAAGCAGGAAGAAGCGCUUGAGCAAUAUACGUUUGCCUUGAAACUUCAGCCGUUGUCAAUGCUAGCUUUAUUCAAGAAAGCACAGGUUUUAUUCAGUUUAAAGCAGUACCAGCCGGCUUUGGAAAGCUUUCAGAAGUUAGAGGAUAUGGCUCCCGAUGAGGCAUCUGUGCAUUUCUUGUUGGGAAAGCUUUACAAUUACUACGGGAAGAAGAACCAGGCGGUGAAGGAGUUCACCACUGCUAUGAAUUUGGAUCCAAAGGGAUCUCAUCUUAUAAAGGAGGCUCUGCAAAACUUACGGAGAGAUUGA
Molecule: messenger RNA, 2112 nt
Organism: Brettanomyces bruxellensis
Lineage: Eukaryota; Fungi; Ascomycota; Pichiomycetes; Pichiales; Pichiaceae
Exons: 1
Coding region: 1-2112 (703 amino acids)
Biological process (GO): cell division
Molecular function (GO): protein binding
Source: RefSeq, a predicted model, not a curated record